AUGACCCCGCUGAUGUUGAGAUUGGUCGCAACCGCGGUUCUGCUUUCUGUCAUCGCAGGGGAGCAAUAUAACGAGACAUGGGCAAAUCGAGGAAGAUUUGGUUACAGGCCACAAUAUACGCGAGGUGAUAUUUCACCUGAAUCUGAUAGGAAUAAUUCGCAGGAUUCUAGAGUUCCGCCUUACUGGAGUCAAAGCGGAGAAAAUUAUGGAGACAGAACAGAUGAUGAAUUAAGGCGCGCAGAUCCUUACGAUCGGUAUGACGAACGAAGGGAUGGCCGAAGAGACGGUCAGUAUGACGACGGGAGAGACUCUCGGUUCGACGAUCGUAAAGACGAUCGCAGAGACAACCGAAGAAACCAAGAUCCUAACUACGGUACCGACAGAGCUGAUGAAAACACUAACUCCAGAGGUUACCCGUCGAGCUACUCAGAGGUACCGAUUCCCGGAGCUGGACCACCCAAGAACUGCACAGGCGGUGGAUGCUGUACGCCUAAAUGUUUUGCUGAAAAAGGAUCAAGGGGACCGCCAGGUAUUUUGGGACCCCAAGGACCAAAAGGACAACGCGGAUUCCCAGGAACUGAAGGUUUGCUAGGACCCAAAGGAGACAAAGGCGACCCAGGACCUCAAGGCCCGCGCGGUCCCAAAGGAGACAGAGGAAAAAUGGGUAUGCCCGGAUUCCCCGGAAUCGACGGAAUUCCAGGAGUCCAAGGUCCGCCAGGAUCCCCUGGUAUGCCUGGAAAAGACGGAUGUAAUGGCACAGACGGAGCUCCAGGACGUCACGGAGUGCCCGGAGAACCUGGUCCCAGAGGUAUCAGAGGUUUUCCAGGAUCAAAAGGAGACAAAGGUCAGCCUGCUUUUGCAGGAAACUUCCCGAAAGGAGACAAAGGAGAGCCUGGACUUGACGGCGUGAGAGGACCGCCUGGAUCGCCAGGACCUCAAGGUGAACGAGGUCCUUUUGGUCCCAAAGGAGAGCGUGGUCCUUAUGGACCGCCGGGUCCGCAAGGUUUGAAGGGAGAAAAAGGAAACAUGGGACUUGGCUUUGAGGGGCUGAAGGGAGACAAAGGUCAAAAGGGAGAUGUCGGGCCUCCAGGAGUCGCCCAGCCUCAGCUUCCUUUCUCUAAAACUGAUCAAGUUGUAGGACCUAGUGGAGAUCCUGGGCCUAAAGGAGAUAAAGGAGAUGUAGGACUCGAUGGCCCUAAAGGAGAGCCAGGAUUUAUGGGAGACGCUGGUUUCCCUGGAGCUCCAGGUGGCAAAGGAGAAAAAGGUCUUCCUGGUGCUCCUGGAAUUCGAGGAAGAGAUGGUUUCUCAGGACCUCCUGGUCCACCAGGUCGCAAAGGAGACCGAGGUAUCGACGGAUUGGACGGACUUCCUGGUCGCGCUGGUCAGAAAGGAGACCCUGGAAAAGACGGACCCGAAGGAAUGACUGGUCUGAGAGGUCCUCCCGGACCACCAGGUGGCGGUAAAGGACAACCUGGACCUCCAGGAGAAAAAGGACCCAGAGGAUUCCCAGGACCAAUUGGUCCAAGAGGAUCUGAUGGUUUUCCUGGUGAUCCUGGUCCCAGAGGACCAAUUGGAUUCCCCGGAGGACCUGGCCAGCCUGGAACUCCAGGACCAGAAGGUUUGCCGGGAGAAAAAGGAGGCAAGGGUGAGCCUGGAUUGACUGGAUUCCCCGGAGAAGUUGGACCGAGAGGUUUCGAUGGUCCUCCAGGACCUGCUGGGCCACGAGGACCCCAAGGAGACAAAGGAUUUUCUAUUAUUGGACCGAAAGGAAUCGAUGGAACGCCAGGAAUUGACGGAGAAAAAGGCCAAAAGGGAGAGCGAGGAUACGCUGGAGUUCGUGGACGUCCUGGAGAUUCUUUGGAUGGAAUUCCUGGGUCGCCUGGAGCUCCUGGAAUGCCAGGAGAGCCUGGAGCUUCUGGAAGAGACGGAGUGCCUGGAAUUGCCGGUGAGCGCGGAGAAAAAGGAGACAUUGGUGGAAGAUGUCAGGACUGUUUGCCAGGAUUGAGAGGAGAAAAGGGAGACAGAGGAAACGACGGAGCGCCAGGACAGCCUGGAGCCAGAGGUCCGCCUGGAGAGAGAGGUUUCCCUGGAGAAGCUGGAUUUGAUGGGUUGCCUGGACCGAUUGGGCCGCCAGGACCCUCCGGUAAAGACGGAAUUCCCGGAAGUCCUGGUCCUCAGGGAGAACCUGGAACCCCUGCGAUUGUUACUGAGAAUAUGUUGAAGCUGGAGAAGGGUGACAAGGGGUUAAGGGGCGAACCUGGAAGACCUGGGCCGCCUGGACCAAUAGGAAUGACUGGAGAAAAAGGCAGACAAGGAUUCGAAGGGUUCCCUGGACUCAAAGGUGAGGCUGGUGACCGUGGAUUCCCUGGACAAGAUGGAGCCGCUGGAAGACCUGGAAUUCCCGGCCAGAAAGGUGAGAAAGGAAUCAGCGUUAAGGGAGAACCCGGAGAACCAGGAAGACCUGGAGCGAUGGGAUACAAGGGAGAUCCUGGUCUCUAUGGACCCAAAGGAGAGCCUGGCGAGUGUGCUCCGAUAAACCUCGAGGAAGGAGUUAAGGGUGACAGAGGUCCUCCUGGUGAAAAAGGAGAGCUUGGACCGCCUGGACGAGAUGGACUGCCUGGAGACAAAGGUUUGCAAGGGUUCUCAGGACCUCCUGGUCCACCAGGUCCGAUCGGUUCACCUGGACCCACUGGUCCCAGAGGUUUGCCCGGUCCCAGAGGCGACAAAGGAGACACUGGUCCCAUGGGAUUCCCCGGAGAAGCUGGUCGAGACGGUCCCAGAGGUUUCCCUGGUUUACCUGCUGCCAAAGGAGACAAAGGAGAGAUGGGUAUUUCGGUAAAGGGAAGCCAAGGUUUGACUGGACCCCCUGGAGAAAAAGGAGAGCGAGGAUUCCCUGGUGCUCCUGGAAAAGAAGGACCUAGAGGUUAUCCAGGUCUAGCUGGAUUCACUGGAGAGAAAGGAGACGUUGGAGUGCCUGGAAUAAACGGAUUGCCUGGAGGCCCUGGUGAGAAAGGAGACACUGGACCAGUCGGUCCUCCAGGGCCACCUGGAAUCCCUGGAGCACCUGGAACAGACGGUGGUAAGGGAGAACCAGGUUUGCCUGGAGAGCCCGGUAGAAUUGGGCUUCCUGGAUUCCCAGGAGAAAAGGGAGAUAGAGGAGAGCUGGGAAUAGAAGGUCCCAAAGGUUAUCCCGGAAGGAGAGGGUUGCCUGGAGUGGCUGGACAGCCUGGAUUGGAAGGAGCUCCGGGUCUUAAAGGAGAACGCGGAGAGAAAGGAAAUUCUGGAUUCCCAGGUUUGCCAGGGUUGGAAGGCAAACCUGGACGAGUUGGUGCUCCUGGACCUAAAGGUGAUCACGGAUUUGAUGGAGCUCCUGGAUUGCCAGGUCCUGUGGGGCUGGAAGGUAUCAAAGGAGAGAGGGGAUUCCCUGGUAAUCCAGGGAGAAAAGGAGAACCUGGACAGACUUCGGCUAAGGGUCAGAAAGGAGAGCCUGGAAUGCCUGGCGUUCGUGGAGCUCCGGGACCUCCUGGUAGGGAUGGUGUUGAUGGAGAGAAAGGAGAAGCUGGAAGACCUGGACUCGCUAGAGAUGGAUUGCCUGGACUCAAGGGAGAGCCUGGAAUUCCUGGACUUGAUGGGUUGCCUGGACCUCAAGGUCAGAAAGGAGACACUGGAGUCACUGGAUUCCCAGGACAAAAGGGAGAUGCUGGAUAUCCUGGACCUGCUGGAGAGCCAGGCAGACCUGGCCUUGACGGAUUUCCCGGACCAAACGGCGACAUGGGACCUCCAGGGUCUCCUGGAUUCCCUGGUCUUGAUGGUGACAUGGGCAUGCCUGGUAGACCUGGUUUGGAUGGCCCCAAAGGAGAAAGAGGACCACAAGGUAUCGACGGACUACCGGGAGUUCUUGGACCAUCAGGUCCCAAGGGAGAUCGCGGUCCAGCCGGCUUGACUGUUAGCAUCAAAGGAGAGAAGGGAGAGCCUGGAAAUCCUGGACUUGAUGGUCUUGACGGUGAAAAGGGUGAUCGAGGAUUCAAUGGCGCCCCUGGUUUUGACGGUGAGAAGGGAGACAGAGGCCCACCCGGUGUUUUAGGAAAUCCUGGACCACCUGGAGCACCUGGGCCUAAAGGUGACACGGGACUGGUUGGAGCUCCUGGAUUCCCUGGCGCGACAGUCAAGGGAGAAAAGGGUCUGCCUGGAAUGUUGGGCAAACACGGUAGGGAUGGACUUCCCGGAACUCCUGGAGAAAAAGGAGAGCCUGGAUUCCCAGGUCUUCCCGGACACAAAGGAGAUGCUGGAGCUUGGGGACCGGUUGGUCAUCAGGGAGAGAAAGGAGACACUGGUUUGAUAGGUCCGGAAGGUCCUCCUGGUCGACCUGGAGAGCCAGGUCUUGAAGGAAUGCCUGGAGUUCCUGGAGAAAGAGGACCUAAGGGAGAUCAGGGUCCACCUGGACUGUUUGGCGCGCCAGGACAAAAAGGAGAAAGAGGUCUCUCAGGUCCUCCUGGGCUUGAUGGCAUUCCUGGAGAGAAAGGAGAUCGCGGUUUUGAUGGAAUUCCUGGAGAACCAGGUAAUCCCGGCGAAAAAGGAGAUCGCGGGUACCCUGGAGUUGUUGGAUUCAUGGGAGAAGUUGGACGCAUCGGAGAGAAGGGUGACAAAGGAGACGACUGUCUUGAACCCCCUAUGGGACCAAAAGGCGACCGAGGCUUCCCAGGCUCACCUGGAAUUCCUGGAGCUCCGGGAGAAAAAGGAGUUGCUGGACCACCAGGAUUCCCAGGAAUUCCGGGAGCCAAGGGGGCUCAAGGAUUCAUGGGAGCUCCUGGAUCGCCAGGGCGUCCUGGAUUGGAAGGACCAAUAGGACCCCCAGGUCUGCCUGGUUUGACCGGACCCGCAGGUCUUCCAGGACCCAAAGGAGAGCCUGGUGCUCAGUGUGAGCAAGCCGCUGAUUAUCUAACUGGAAUUUUACUAGUCCGUCACAGCCAAAGUCAAACUGUUCCUGUUUGCGAACCUGGUCAUAUUAAACUUUGGGAAGGUUACAGUCUUCUUUAUACAGACGGAGAUGAACGAGCUCAUUCUCAAGAUCUAGGUUAUGCCGGGUCGUGCGUACGGAAAUUCUCCACGAUGCCUUUCCUCUUCUGCGACGUUAACAACGUAUGUCACUACGCCAGCCGUAACGACCGCUCCUAUUGGCUGUCUACCAACAGUCCGAUUCCUAUGAUGCCCGUCGAGGAAUCCUCCAUCGAGGAAUAUAUUUCCAGGUGCGUGGUCUGCGAAGUUCCAGCCAAUGUUCUAGCAAUUCACAGUCAGUCGCUGAGCAUUCCAGAGUGUCCUUCCGGAUGGUCUGGAUUGUGGAUCGGUUACAGUUUCGUCAUGCACACGGGAGCCGGAUCGCAAGGUGGCGGACAAUCUCUGUCAAGCCCCGGAUCGUGUCUGGAAGAUUUCCGAGCGACUCCCUUCAUCGAGUGCAACGGGGCGAAAGGACACUGCCAUUACUACGCAAACGAAUUCAGUUUUUGGAUGGCGACUAUCGAAGACCGACAACAGUUCCAGAAACCAGAGAAACAAACACUCAAAGCCGGUAAUCUUAGGACCCGAAUCAGUCGCUGUCAAGUUUGUAUAAAGAACACGUAA
Cotesia congregata is the source of this 5619-nucleotide messenger RNA. NCBI's taxonomy places the organism in Eukaryota, Metazoa, Arthropoda, Insecta, Hymenoptera, Braconidae. The record is from the annotation of a GenBank genome assembly.